ACACUCCGUGCUUUCACACCAGCGGCUUGUUUCCUGCUUUACUUCCGCAUACGUUUUCUAAGGAGACUCGCUCGAUUUGCUGUCAGCUGGGGAGGGGGAGUGAGGUUGUUGGGGUGUGUGGAAGGGGAUAGUGAGGUACAGAGGGGGAGGAGGGAGGGCUGAUGGCUCCAAUGGGGGUGAGUGUGUCCCGGGGUCGGGUGUUGCUCUGCAUCCUGCUGACCACCGGCAUGAUCUAUUACCUGUACUCCAGGUUCGGCAGUUCGGGGCUGAGGAGCGGGGAGACGAAGGUGGACCUCCGCCAGCUCCUGUCUUUGGCCAUCAGGGCGGCGGAGGAAGGAGGUAAAGCCGUGCGGGAGGUGAAGGAGUCGGACUCGCUCCACCAGAGGUCCAAAGGCAAAACCAAGGAGGGCGCGGACGAGAUGGUGACUAGCGGUGAUUUGCUGUCACACCGGAGGAUGACCAGUUUGUUCAGUAACACUUUCCCAGGCAUCAAGCUAAUUUCAGAGGAACAUGAUAACGCUGAAGUAGACAAAAGCCUCACAUGGAAUUAUGAAAUCCCUACAUUAAUCCAAGAAAGCAUUGAUGCCAGGAUGGUACCAACAAAAGCAAUAACGAUAUGGAUUGAUCCAUUAGAUGCAACUCAGGAGUAUACAGAGGAUCUGAAACAUUUCGUAACCACUAUGGUGUGUAUAGCUGUACGUGGAAAGCCAAUUAUUGGAGUCAUACAUAAGCCCUUUUCAAAAUACACGGCUUGGGCUAUGGUUGAUGGUGCUUCAAACAUUCAUCCACGGAAAACAUACAAUGAGAAGACACCUACAGUAAUUGUCUCCCGAUCCCAUGCAGGAGCAGUGCUGUCUUACAGCAAAGGAGCUUUUGGAAGUAACACCACAGUUAUCCCUGCUGGUGGAGCAGGAUACAAAGUUCUUUCACUUUUGGAUACUAGAGAAGAUAUACAACCUGACAGCGCAGAUUUGUACAUCCACGUUACCUUCAUUAAGAAGUGGGACAUUUGUGCUGGUAAUGCCAUCCUGAAAGCUCUUGGAGGUCAGAUGACAACAAUUGACGGCAAUAACAUUGAUUACAGUGACUCUCCUUCCAAUACUGGUGGACUUGUAGCAACUGUUGGGAUAGAUCACCAUGCUUUGCUUAAACGAUUACCUGAUCUUAAAAAUCUUGCUCCAAAAAUGUAGACUUUACAGAAGCUUGAGAAAAAUGGUCUCUCUGCUGUUUUGCUCAUGGUGGUGAAAAUCACUAUAGCCUGCUCAAUAUUUCACAAAUAAUGUUGAUGGAUUUCUUCUCCAUUGACUAGGAAAUCAAAUCAACUUUGAAGGCUCCUAAAACCAUUUUUAUUGGUCAAACGAUUAAAAAAUUUAAUUUCAACACUGUUUCCCAAGAACAUAGCAUCUUAUUUAAAUGACUGGCCUACACCACCUUGAGCAUUCUUUUUACAUACGGAAUUGUUGUUUAAAUAAACCUUUCACUGUGAUAUUUAAAAUUGUAAGUCUACACUAGUAGGGUAAACUAUUUACUGUUAAAUGCUUGACCCUAAUAAUUACAUGUUCAGUGGUCAUUUUCUUUAAUGUAUUGGAGCAUGAACUCACUGUGACAGAAUAAUUCUCCAUGUAAUGAGUUUGUGUUAUCUGAGCAGAUGAGACAUGGAGACUUGAUUGAAAAUCAGGUAGGGGAGAUAUAAUUGGUAGAAGAGUGGUCAGGACUAUGCCUCACACAUCUUAGAGUCACCUAAUACCAUCUUGGCUGGCAAAGGACAUGUAGCAUGCAGCGUCUUGUGAGGAUGAGGUAUCUAUUCACUAAAGAAUGGGAAAGUAUCAAAAUAUUCAACACUGGUAACUGUUGCUUGGGAUACUUGAAAUUUAAUUUGCUGUUUUCCAAUAAGAGCAUUCAUGCCAGAUUAAAUUCUCUUCCUACCCUAUACAUUGGCCUGUGCUGAAGAGCAAUAUCAUGAUCAUAGUGCAUUUUCUAGUGGCUAUGUUAAAUUUAAACACAAUUUUCAUAUAGCGUUCUAUUAUGUGAAGCUGGAUAUUUGGUUAAACCUGCCAUGUGGUGAAUGGAGCUUCCUUUAAGCUGUAGCCAACUAGUUGAUUUCCAUGAUAAUUUCUUAGCUUGGUGACCUAAGGAGUGUGGAUAGGAAUAUCUGAUGAAGCUAAUCAGUAAAUGGUCCUCUAAGUCAAAUUUAAGACUUUUAAAAACUUUAAGAAAUCUUUGCUAUCUAAAAGCAACCUUUGAAAAUUGCAAUUCUAUUUUGAAUCAGGUUUUCCAACACUUUUCUUGAAGGUUAAAACAUAGUGAAUUUUUAAGUAUGUUUUUUAAAAACUGUUGUGAUUAGUUAGUGCUAAAGCAGAAUAGAGUAAUUAAGACGGUUAACUUCAAUACCUUUUGUAGAUUUCACAUUUCACUUUCUGUUUUGAGAUCACAAGGGAACUUUCUGGAUGCUGUGAAUGUUUGCAAAGCAGAGCAUUACUUAAAUGUUAUUUUGCUGAGUAACAUUUAUGGGUGACUCCAUGAUCCAGUGCUCCCAAACAGCACAUCUCAGAAAAUCACUAGCUAACUAGUAAUGAGUUUCUAUCUAUUAAAACUAAUUAACAGAAUUUCAAGCUGGGUACCUGCUAAUUUUCAAGAUGAUCCUGUGGUGAAUAUGGUACUUCAGCACAAUCCACAGAAGCACUAUACAAAAGCCCAUGUUAACUCUGAAAACCCAAAGAAUGCCUUAUUUUAUCAUUUGACCUUCAUUCAGUCAAUUUUUUUUAUUAUUGAUUGAUUGCAUUCCUUUAACUGAGGUUGAUAACUUAGCCCAGAGUAUUGCUAUGUAAAACUAAUUUAAGUCUGUAUCUUUGAGAUGCUGGCACAGCAUAGUACAAAUCCCUGUCCCAUCUAUUUAGUUAAAUAUCAGAAACUGUCUAUUAUUGGUGAAUAAUCAACUUUAAGGGAAUUCUGUAAUUGAACAGUGCUGAACUGGAUUCAUGAUUUUUAAAUGAUUAUAACAGAAACACAUUCAGCUUGUUACCUUAUUUAACUUUGUAUGUUUGGUUGAUGGAAUUGCACUAUUAAGUUUUAUUUUAGAGUUUGGAUUGUUUAUUCAUUGUGUAAAAGUAAAUAUUGAAAAGAA
Molecule: messenger RNA, 3124 nt
Organism: Stegostoma tigrinum
Lineage: Eukaryota; Metazoa; Chordata; Chondrichthyes; Orectolobiformes; Stegostomatidae
Gene: bpnt2
Product: 3'(2'), 5'-bisphosphate nucleotidase 2
Exons: 5
Coding region: 162-1190 (342 amino acids)
Biological process (GO): phosphatidylinositol phosphate biosynthetic process
Cellular component (GO): endomembrane system
Molecular function (GO): 3'-nucleotidase activity
Source: RefSeq, a predicted model, not a curated record